Molecule: messenger RNA, 3523 nt
Organism: Ornithorhynchus anatinus (platypus)
Lineage: Eukaryota; Metazoa; Chordata; Mammalia; Monotremata; Ornithorhynchidae
Product: tesmin-like
Exons: 10
Coding region: 125-1543 (472 amino acids)
Source: RefSeq, a predicted model, not a curated record
CGUUUCCCGCCCGGUGCGAUCUUCUAUUCCGACAGAGGCCGGAGGUUCCGCGCGCCCGGUGGUCCCGGUGACGGACGGGGUGACCUCUCCACACAGCUAGGGCGGGCCGAGCUCUUCGGCCGAAAUGGAAGACCGGUUUCUGUUUGACGGCGUUUCCGAUCUGGAAGACGUAAUGCAGACGGACGCUUUUGAAAGAGACAGUCAGGUCUUUUUGGACAACGCCGUCCUGCACGACGCGGCGGGGGAGACCUACGAGGAAAAAUUUAAUUUCUUUAAAGAUAUCUAUCUGUCGGAGGAUGACGACAGAGAUGUCGUGCCGUCUCAUUUCAACCCCGUUGACGACUUUAACGAGAAUGAUAUCUUCGAAGAGUUUUUGAAGCUCCAAGACCUAAGAUCUAUAGAAGAAUCUCUUUCUUCCCCACCUCAUUCCUCCAAUGACCAAUCACUCUUUUCCUCGGCGACCCAGGACAACCCUAACAAUGUCCCCUUUAGUGUUCUCGCCAAAGAAGGUGCAGCUCACCUUUCCCAAGAGAUGCCGGCAUUCCUCUGCCUGCCGUCCAACCACCAAGAGAUGGAUUUGUCACUGAGUGUAGAAGACAGUUUAAUGGGACAGUCUGUUGUGUACCCCAUCGCUCCACUCCCGAGUGUCAGCUCGCUUUUGAGCCUCCAUAAUUAUUCAAGGAAUCCGCUUACAAUGGAUAACAUGCCAAAAGUUGAUAAUGCUGCAAGUGACACCCAGGAAACUUUUCAGAAUCCAUAUGUUCAAGGUGACUCUGGUGUGGGUCCACCGUUUCAAGAGACAGUGGAUGAUGCCAGCUCUUCACACCGUAAGGUGAUCUGUCCUUCGGAAAGGGAGAUGCAGCUCCGUCCAAAGAAUUCUGGCAAAGGAAGACGAAGACGAAGCAAACUUCAUCUGGGUCCUAAGAAACGAUAUCAGAAUAAUCGCUUUUACUCAGAUGGUAAACCUGAGGUUUCUGUAUUAAAACGAAUUUUGAUGACCCCACCUGAAUUAAAAGUCCCCUCAAAACAGCUGGAUCAUGGAGCCUCAGCAUCAGAAACUCUGGGAGCCACAUAUCUGCCAGAAUUAAGCCUUAAAUGUCCACCUCAAAAAGCAGCCAGGGACUGCUAUUUUCUUACCAAUGGUGACUUGUGCCUCAACGGCAGCUGCUACAACUCGUAUGACAAUCUAAAUUGUGACACUGGAGAAAAUAAAGCCAUUAAGGCCAACAUUACGUACACUGGUGGCAAAAAUGAUGAUCGAAGUCCCCCACGAAAAGAACUCACCAACAACUCAAACUCUACAGCGACUGAGAAUCACGAAGACAGCAAUCUUAUUUCAUCACCUGAGACUGUAGGCCUUCCCAAAGAUGAAAAUCACGGGUCGCCCCCAUUGUGCAUCUCCUGGGAAGCGGUGGAAACCACCUGUGCUCGACUUCUGGCCCGGGGGCAAGAGGCUGAGGAAGCAAACUACCCAAAGCAUAUAGCAGAGCAAUUGAUCCUGGAGGAGUUUGGGAGAUGUAUAUCGCAGAUCUUCCAAAAGUAACCGAGUCCCCCAAAGGUUUGGAGUGGUGGACAGGCGAAUACGGUUUACAGCGAAGAGGACAGCAGAAAUCAGAAAGCCUGAUAUAUGACAAGUUGAUAAUUUCACCUGAUUCUCAGAUAAACCUUGCCCCAAAGCCCUCAGGGGCACAAUUCCCGUGGCAGAGCACUGCGCCCAUAUUUCCUGCCUCGGGUGGCCUCUCGAGGCCUCCUCCCAGAGAGUCUCAGCAGAGGAAGGCUUUCCUCGAUGGGGAGGAGCGUCGCCCAGACGGUCUCCAGACUGGGCCACCCGCCAGCUCCUGGGGCUCCGGGGGGCGAUGGGCUCAGUCACUCUCUCUGCUCCUGGUCAGACCCAUUGGGAUGGCUGCCGGCCAACGGGGCCACUCAGGGAACAAACCCCAGCGGGCGCUAUCUGUGCUCGGGCCGGCUGGCCUGUUUGGAAGGCGCUCGGUCCCAGCUUGUGGUCAUGUGAUUGGAGCAGGUCUCCCGUGACCAUGCCCAGACCGCUGCUCUCCUCUCUUGCCACAGCUCCUCUGGCCACAGGAGCACCUCAGCGGCUCCUCGGGGACUGCCAUGGCCCCUUAGCUCUGGUGGGCUGUUGACUCCUUAGGAGCAGGGGUCCCCGGAAGUGGACCCUAAGCCAAGAUCUGGGGAAGGGGGAAUGGAGCGAGGCUGGCCAGAGCUUCCCUCUGGAGCCAGAAGAUACCCAGAGCUCCCAGGAGUUCUUGGGGUUCUGUUUGCCUCUAAAGCCUGUGGGAAAAUGGCCUUGCAAAUGGCCCAAUGCAUUCGUCUCUGUUCAUUCCCUGGUUCUGAAACUUCCCUAUCAACAGGAGUCACAGCAGUCGCACUUUGAAAUGCUGGUUCAUCAUUGGCCAUGUCGGGCUGAUGACGCCUUGGUCCUGGGGGUGGGUGGGGACCCCUGGCUAUUUUCCCCAGUUGGACCGUCAACCCUCCAUCCCUCUUUUCCUACUGUUCCGACCUCCCCCAUCUCCAGCCCAGAAUUGGACAUUGUAGAUCUGUGGUUGCCUUGGGUGAGCCACCACCCACUUCCCCCUGACCCCCGGGGUGGCCAGAUCAGCAGUGUGGGUUGCUUCUGCAGUAGUUCUGGUCCUGAAGCAAGUCGUCGAGCCUGUGAGAUGUUGAUCCCAGCUAAUUGUCCCCCAAGGAACAGGAAGUGCAGGACCCACCCUUAAUAUCGGUGGUCUUGGGUGACUGCCCGGUUCUCCCGCCCAAGAAAACAUCUCCACUCUCGCUCCACCUCAUCUGCUCCCCGCCCUAUCUCGAGAAAUUGGGUGAGGUCCCCUCCCUAAUGGCUUCGUCAGCGCUGCCAUGGGGGUUGAUUUUCCGACGACGGGCUGUCAGGGUACCUUCCAAUGUCUGCAGAUACUAAUGGCACCUCCUCCAGGGAACUGUGACCUGGGAUCACACUCAUUCCAGCAGCUGAUUCUUGAUUGGAAUCUCUGCACGUGUUUGGGAAAGGGUCACAUUUUCCCAAGUCACUUAAUCAUUGUUUUUGAUAUGCAUUAAUACCGUUGGAAGCACAUAGUUGGGCACCGGCAAGCAGGUGGGGUUGGUUAAUAGAAGUAGCUUGUUUUAAGUUCUGUUGGAGAAGGAAAUACAGUUCAAGUGGCUAAUGGCCUCAGAUAGAAGAUACCCAGAGCUCUUUCCAGAGUAAGUUAUUCCUUACUGGAAUAACUCCGUUCUCCUCUGGGACUGGAUAAGGUGACGCUGAGGCGAUAUCAAACUCAUUUUGCCAGUCCUCCGGGUUUCAGCGGUUCCCCACAACUGCGAGGCACCAGCUCCCACCCCAAGAGCAUGGGGAACGGCAAGGGAAAUCAAAGGUCCCUGGGAAAGCAUCGCCCUGAUUUCCCGCAGAGCCUCUCAAGAGGCCAGAGGUACUAGGGGACAUAGUAGUCCACCCACCAAUUUUAAAGUUCAGAUGUUUUAACUAUGGCUGUGAUUGAAAAUAAAGUGUUAGAUAUUA